This is a messenger RNA of Bactrocera tryoni, 540 nucleotides long. RefSeq lists its product as uncharacterized. Bases 1 to 540 code for a protein of 179 amino acids. Lineage: Eukaryota; Metazoa; Arthropoda; Insecta; Diptera; Tephritidae. The record is from RefSeq and is a predicted model, not a curated record. The transcript is spliced from 3 exons.
AUGCUUUGCUCGUCGAUGUGGUUCAUGUUUGCUUUACUGUUUAGCUUUUAUUUGCGUUCUGUUCGUCCUGUUUCGAUGAUCAAAUUUACGAAUAUUAAGUGCGUAACGCUGGAUAAACCAUUUGCUGAUUUCGGCUAUUGUAAGCUCAAAGCUUUGUCCCGCGAUGACGUCGCUCUUUCGUUGCGCGUCAACCUCUUCGAAUUGCCAGUGAAUAACGUUAGCUUAAAUGUGGAAGUGUUCAAACGAUUUAAUGGUUAUCGACCCUUCUUAUUCAACAAAACACUAAAUUUUUGUGACUUUUUACGCCAUAAAAAACGUGUCGGUGUCUUGGAUAUAGUCUUCAAAUUCUUGGAAACUUAUUCAAAUAUCAACCACACCUGUCCUUAUAAUAAUGAUAUUAUCGUCGAUCGUCUUAUUUUAAAACCAAACUAUUUUGCCUUGUUGCCACUGCCAGCGGGGGAAUAUCGCAUAAAAGUAACAGUUGGUGCUUAUAAUGAUUGGAAAGCAAUUGUUAAUGUAUUUCUACAAACUUCGGAAUAA